Salvelinus sp. IW2-2015 is the source of this 962-nucleotide messenger RNA. Its product is annotated as BTB/POZ domain-containing protein KCTD4. Lineage: Eukaryota; Metazoa; Chordata; Actinopteri; Salmoniformes; Salmonidae. The record is from RefSeq and is a predicted model, not a curated record. Gene Ontology annotation, biological process: protein homooligomerization. Gene Ontology annotation, molecular function: protein binding.
UCCUCUCUAUGCCAGUACCUCUCCGUGACGCUCCCAUACACUAACACACACACACUUUGUUACUGCACGCUACACACUUAUCCUGAGGACACACACACACUGACAAAAAGACUGUGCGGUUGUUGAGCGGGAGCGGCAUGGAAUGGAACCUCAGAAGGAUGGACAGUGAACUGAGACAGAUCAACCCAGACCUGCUGCAGCCUAGCAAGAGCAUCAAGAAGCCCUCCUCAGGCACCAUCACUCUCAACGUGGGGGGCUUUCUCUAUGCCGCACACCGCACCACCCUCAGCCGCCACCAGGGGUCAGUGUUGGAGGAGCUGGCCAGCGGCAGGAAGCCCAUCCAGCACACUGACUCCAUGGGCAACCCCUUCAUCGACCGUGACGGCCCCGUGUUCAGACACAUCCUCAACUUCCUGCGGACCGGAGACCUGCAGCUGCCCGAUGACUUCCGAGAGGUGGGCCUUCUGAGAGGAGAAGCAGAGUUCUACCGCCUCAGUGGAUUGGUGGAGGCCAUUUCAGAGUGGGAGGGGAUGCGGGCGGCGCAACGGGAGCCCGCCUUCCUGGAGGUGACUGACGAGAGGUCGCAGGGCUUCAAGGUGUACUGCAGCGACCCCUCCUUCAUCGACAAGAUCAAAGGGCGCCUGGUUCAGAUCUCAAAGAGCCGGCUGGACGGCUUCCCAGAGGAGUUUGAGGUGUCGUCCAACGUGAUCCAGUUCCGCCACUUCAUCAAGUCGGACCCUGGCUCCAGGCUGGUGCUGAAACAGGACAGUACCUUCCUGUGUACCCUGGAGUGUCUGAAGCUAGAGACGGUGAUGCUGGCCCUGAAGGCUGGCUUCUCUCUAAUCAGCUCUCUGGACAGCAGCAAGGGAUCUGUGGUGGCCGCAGAGGCUCUGCACUUUGUCAAGUAAGAGAGGGUGGGGAGAGGCAGGGAAGAGGGAAAGAUGGGGGAGAGGGAUCAGGAA